AUGCACGGGUCCUGCAAUUGCGGCGCCGUCACCGUCGAGGCCGACAUCCCUCUUGAGGGAACCCCCAAUGCAUUUGUCUGCCACUGUCAGAAUUGCAAAAAAACCAGCGGUGCAGGAGGCGGCUUCGCCAUGUUCGUCCCGCUGGAAAAGGUCACUUUCGCGGGCCCCAUCAAGCACUACGCCGACAAGAAUACCGACAGCGGCCGCACCGUCGACCGUCAUUUCUGCGACAUCUGCGGCAGUCCGAUCUACGGGCUCGCCAAGGAGGGUCUGCCCGGCCAAGCUCUGGUGCGCAUCGCGCUAUUCGACGACUUCAAAACAUCGCCGCCGAAACCCGGCGCGGAGCUCUACACCAAGGACCGCUGGGUCUGGGACGAACCGAUCCAGGGCGCCCAGCAGGCCUCGACAACAAUGUAA
Messenger RNA from Cladophialophora bantiana CBS 173.52, 417 nucleotides. RefSeq lists its product as uncharacterized. The record is from RefSeq and is a predicted model, not a curated record. The transcript has 3 exons. The coding region runs from base 1 to 417 and encodes 138 amino acids. Lineage: Eukaryota; Fungi; Ascomycota; Eurotiomycetes; Chaetothyriales; Herpotrichiellaceae. Gene Ontology annotation, molecular function: carbon-sulfur lyase activity.